UGAGGCGAGCGAAUCGGCUCGGAGAAAAUCAGUUUGGAUUUAGCACGCGACGCGAGCGUACGGUAUUUGACGGAAAAGAUAGUUCUGGGGAAGAUCUGCCAGCGCCACGCUCCGAUGGGCAGGUCGUCGCUUUUUGCCGAAACGAUGACGCAGUGCGUCGGUGCUGUUGUCAUUCUGCUGAUUCUGUCACACGUGCUGGCAGCUGACGAGGAGAUGGCUUCCGCCUACGAGUCCACUUGCGUCAUUCGUGCCACUCUCUAUGCCACAUCGCCGCUGGAGAGGAGCAGUCAGGACUUUGGCCUGCCCCUGGACAUUGAUUGUAACGGUAAUAGGACGCUAAAAUCGGACAGAUUCGAUUUGGGCGCCCAGAGGGUGGCUGGGAAGAGGCAUGUCCAGGUGGACGGCACAGGAACUCCUCCGCUGGACAUUGAUAGCUAUGGUUUGGAGUAUCUGGAUAAUUGUCUGCAGCUGGAGAGCUUGGAGAUCCAACGAUUUGUGGGCGAUUCCACCAUAAAAUUGAGCUGUGAUGGAGCCAUUCUCUCCAAACUAACAGCAGUGUCCUUUGAAAAUAACGAACUGGGAACCCUAAGUGGAGAUACUUUCCAGAAGGUGCCGCAUCUGAAAGUCCUUAAAGUUCAGCAAAAUUCUUUGAAAUAUAUGGAAGUAUUGGAGAAUGCCACUGAGUUGGAGGAACUACUCAUAAAGGAUGAAACCAAGUUGGUCCUAGCAGAUAAGCUCGUCCUGCAGAAGCUUUCGAUGCUGAAAAAGGUUCACUUGGGAAAUCUGAAACAAAUUAGAAAUGUUUUCUUUGAAAAGAUACCCGAGAAUCUAACAGAGCUUGUGGUGCGGAAUACACCCAUUCAGCCGGGGGAACUCCAUCUGGAAAAUGGGAUUCAGGAAUUGGUUAAUAUAACCAUAACGGAUUGCCGGCUAAGUAGUUUUGGUCUGGACCCUGGCGGACUCUUGAAAGUAAAGAAACUCAACUUGAGCGGAAAUGCUCUGAAAUCUCUGAGCUACGAGUACCAUAACAUCCCACUUUACUCCAGUGAUCUUGAGGUCCUGGACCUGAGUAGAAACCAGUUGGAAUAUCUGAACAGAACUUGGUUUUACAAAAUGAUUGCCCUCCAGAGGGUCUACUUGCAGGAGAAUCGCUUCCACUCGAUGUCCUUAGGUGAUCUAGUAUCGAUUGCACCUGCAAGGAUUCAACUAAUCGAUCUUAGAUCGAAUGAUCUAAUUAGCCUGAAGGACGUUGCAAGAGCCAACGACGCCAUCGUAUCUCCUCCCCGACUCUGGGUGGACGGGAACCAUUGGAGCUGCCAGUGGCUGUUGAAUUUUUCCCACACGGAGCCCAUGUUGUUUCGACUCUUCCAGUACACGAAGUACAUCUCCCACAUCAAUGUGAAUGGGUUGAGCUGCGAGCCCCUGGAUCCGCCCACCGAAGCACCCCAGGUGGGCAGGAUCAUGCAAGUAAGGAUUAAUGGCACCUCCGAGGCUUACCUACCGGUGCCCCAUCCCGACACGAAUGUGUCCAGCUUUACGGUGCUCUACGGAAAUCCCGUGGAACUGCAUAGGAGUCAGAGGAACGGAGCUCUGAUUAUAGUGUUCAUGCUGCCCCUGGGCAUCGCCCUCCUGUUUCUUUUGCUGUAUCUCUAUCUGCACUGCGAAAGGCUCUUCCACCUGUCCUACUAUGUCUCGGGACUGCCCUGCUUUGGCGACGAAAAGUCCUCAAGUGGCCCCCGAUUCGUGGAUCAUGUCGAUAUUGUUCGAUACCCGGUGGCCAAUGGCAGUGCUUCACCCGCCGAUGUCGACAUCGAUGUGCCCGAUGGCUACGAGACGCCAGUGAGUGGGGCUGCUUCCAUUUGCAACUGUACGGGCCACAGGGAGUCCGCCUGUUCCAGAACCCACCACGUCACCUACGAGUCUCUGCCCACCGAGCUGCCCUACCAGCUGUACGCCGAGAUCAAGGAGCAGGUGGAGGAGGAGAAGUGCGGUGAAUCCGAUGGAAUGCUCUCAUCCACUCCGGGGCCAACGGCACCCGUCUACGAUCAUCUCUCCUUCGUGGAGGCAGCUCCUAAAGAGGACGAACUGAGAGAUAUUUCCUGAAAACAUUUUGAAUUUUUGAAACGAUAUAAAAUAGAAGG
Molecule: messenger RNA, 2141 nt
Organism: Drosophila bipectinata
Lineage: Eukaryota; Metazoa; Arthropoda; Insecta; Diptera; Drosophilidae
Cellular component (GO): plasma membrane
Molecular function (GO): protein binding
Source: RefSeq, a predicted model, not a curated record